This is a messenger RNA of Vespula pensylvanica (western yellowjacket), 2617 nucleotides long. RefSeq names its product CDK5 and ABL1 enzyme substrate 1. The coding region runs from base 127 to 2013 and encodes 628 amino acids. The transcript has 11 exons. The record is from RefSeq and is a predicted model, not a curated record. Gene Ontology annotation, biological process: regulation of cell cycle. NCBI's taxonomy places the organism in Eukaryota, Metazoa, Arthropoda, Insecta, Hymenoptera, Vespidae.
CAACAACAACAACAGCAGCAGCAGCAGCAGCAGCAGCUGCAGUAGGAGACAAGAAAAGUACGAUAGUGGUAGAAGCAAAAAAAGGAAACGAAGGACGGUGACGCGGGGUGUCGACGAUCGCGUGGAAUGGCAGCAGCCCUGAAAAAAAACCAUUCGCGGAGAAGAUUGGCCGCUUUGACAUUCCUCUCGAACAUAUCUCUCGAUGGAAGUCAUCGUGAUACAAAACUGGCUCUCCUCUCGCGCAAGCCCACCUUCGGUGGAGCUGCUGGAAUCGCGGGAGAAAGAAGGGUUGGUGGGGAACACGCGCGAACUUUGAGCGACGGCGGCGAGGUUCGCCGACGAAGCUCGACACCAAGAUUCGAAUUCGAUGAUUCGUUCGAGGAAACGAGUUCGCCUUUGUUAUUGUCAUCAAGACGGCGUAUCGCUCUUGACAGCUCGACGACUAUCGAUCAAGAUGAGAAACAAAGUCAACGACGAGAAUGUCCUUCUGGUGCUGAUUCCUCAUCCUCGCCUCGUGACUCGCAUAAACAAAUUCAUCGUGCGAACAGUGCUAGACGCAGGGAUUCGAUUGAUUCCGACGAAUCUCUCAUUCCCGCUAAGGCGGCUGUAGCUGCGUUCCUCGAACAAGAGAGAAACUAUCCGCAUUUACCCUCUUCCGGAUUGCACACCGGUUCCUUUCGAGAACGCACUGGAACAACCGGCAGCGACUAUUCUAUGCUCGAAAGACGCGUUGGCUCGUUGCAAUACAAGAAACGGAUAAGUCAUCAGACAUCGACGUUAUCCGAAGAUAUAAAGCAUCGAUACAAUAGCAGCAACGAAAGCAUCGGUUCGCUUCGUUCCAAGUCCCAAUCAUCGUCGUCUAAGGCAAAGGGAAAAUCAUCGUGCAACAAUAACGUGCAACAAAACAUUAAUACCAAUAACAUACCAGAGAUCACGAAAGCAAUACGAUUGGUACAACGACCGACUAACAGACAAAAAUUUGGAGACGACAGGCUCGUCUUGGUUUCCGAUAAAUACGUUCCGUUUUUAAUAUUCUCGACUCUUCCCUACAACAAGGGUCGUUCGAGCUGGUCCGAAUUGAGGAGAGAUACAGGAAGAAGGAAAAACGUAUCGUCGCAAAGACCCCUGUCCGCUAUCAAUGACACUAUCGAUCCUUUCGGUCUUCUCGGUAUAGAAAGAGCUAAAGACGGACAGGAAAUUUCCUACGAACGAUUGUUGGUACCUUCGAGACAAUUUCAAAAAGAGAGAAAAUUAUGCUCGACCGAGAGUGAAACGAUAGAAUUAUCUCACGUUAUAGCAAACAAGCAUCACCCGGUACAAAGGACAAAAACUAUAACAUGGAACUUGGAUCACACGAAAUGGUGUCUUUCAUACGACACGGCAACACAUCGUUUACAACACAAUGCUCCAGAAUCUCCACCGUUAUCUUUUGGUGCCGACCCUAUUAGUAAAUUUUAUGAUUGGGACGAACAAUCCGUGCAGUAUAAUCCAAAUUUGUUAGACGAUCCAGAACUUAUUGCAGGGAAACAUAGAACUCUCCUCACUUUUACAUCAUAUAUGGCAUCGGUAAUUGAUUAUGUCAAACCUUCCGAUUUGAAAAAAGAAUUGAAUGACAAGUUUAAGGAAAAGUUUCCGCAUAUAGAACUAACGCUCAGUAAAUUACGUAGUUUAAAGCGAGAGAUGCGAAAGAUAGCAAAGACGGAAUAUGGGAUAGAUAUGUUGACCGUAGCGAUGGCUUACGUAUACUUCGAAAAAUUAAUUCUUCGUAAUAUUGUGACCAAACAAACGCGAAAAUUGUGCGCGGGUGCUUGUUUGCUUCUUGCGGCAAAAUUAAAUGACGUUAAGGGUGACGUUUUGAAAUCAUUGAUCGAGAGGAUAGAAAGUGUAUUUCGCUUAAAUCGUAAGGAUCUGAUUACGUCCGAAUUUGCUGUACUCGUCGCAUUAGAAUUUGGCUUGCACCUUCCAAAUUGGGAAAUAUUUCCUCAUUAUCAACGUUUGAUAUACGAAUCUUGACCUUCCUUUUCAUCCUUCUUCAUGCACAGACGUCAAACAUUAUCUUCUUAAUAGUGCAAGAAGAAAAAAACAGAGAUAUGUACAUUAUAAAAGUUUAACUGUUGUCGCUAACACUGGAUACGAAGAAAGAAGAAAAAGAUCCAUUCACUGCCGCAACAAAUUGUUGAGACUUGAUAAACUCCACGUGUGGCAUUACAUUAUUUUCAAUUGUGCCAUUCAUACUAAUUAUCAAACGAUGUAACUAUCAACUUUCUGAGGUCAGUCUUCAAAAAUGUGUAGGAAGGUAUUUUAUUAUUGUCCUGUCGUGUUAAUUUAUCGAUUGUUUAAACAGGUGUUCAAAAAUGAAGUCUAUUGAAAUGAUAAACACUGAAGACCUUGUCUGUGCAAUAAUAAAGUAUCACGCUAUAUGGGACAAUAAUGCUGAUGAAUAUAGUACAAAAUAAAGAGGUAAAAAGCAUGACAAAACGUACUUGUUAAGUUUAUGUCUGAUUUCAGAAAAAGAUCCACAGAAAAGAAAACGAAAUAGAUAAGUUUGUUAUUAGAAUAAUUAUUAUUUUUACUGCAAAAAAACAAUUACAUAAUAAAAAUAAUGAAAUUAACAUAA